This is a messenger RNA of Carcharodon carcharias (great white shark), 1666 nucleotides long. Its product is annotated as eukaryotic translation initiation factor 2 subunit 1. The transcript has 8 exons. Lineage: Eukaryota; Metazoa; Chordata; Chondrichthyes; Lamniformes; Lamnidae. The record is from RefSeq and is a predicted model, not a curated record. Bases 160 to 1107 code for a protein of 315 amino acids. Gene Ontology annotation, cellular component: multi-eIF complex; eukaryotic translation initiation factor 2B complex; eukaryotic 48S preinitiation complex. Gene Ontology annotation, molecular function: RNA binding; ribosome binding; translation initiation factor activity.
GUGCGGGGCAACGGAAACGGCAGUGCGCCUGCGCAGGAGAGGAGUGCGGGGCAACGGAAACGGCGCCAAGCAGAGAGUGGGCCCAAGGCGGCGGAUCCCCCCUUCACAGCGGCACCCGAGCAGCAGCAGCAGCAGCGUCUCCCACACAUUCCGUUCAGAAUGCCAGCUCUUAAUUGUCGGUUUUACCAACACAAAUUUCCGGAGGUGGAAGAUGUGGUGAUGGUAAAUGUCCGCUCCAUUGCAGAGAUGGGUGCCUAUGUCAGCCUCCUAGAAUAUAACAACAUUGAAGGCAUGAUUCUACUCAGUGAGCUUUCAAGGAGACGUAUCCGAUCAAUCAACAAACUGAUUCGCAUUGGCAGAAAUGAAUGUGUAGUUGUAAUCCGAGUCGACAAAGAGAAAGGUUACAUUGAUUUGUCUAAGCGCAGAGUUUCACAAGAAGAAACUAUAAAAUGUGAAGACAAGUUCACCAAGUCCAAGACUGUGUACAGCAUUUUGCGACAUGUGGCAGAGGUGCUUGAAUACACUAAAGAUGAACAGCUGGAUAGCCUGUUUCAGAGAACAGCCUGGGUCUUCGAUGAGAAGUACAAAAGGCCUGGAUAUGGAGCUUACGAUGCAUUUAAACAUGCAGUUUCAGACCCUACUAUUCUCGACAGUCUUGACUUGACAGAAGAAGAACGGGGGGUAUUGCUGGAAAAUAUCAGGCGCCGUCUCACUCCACAGGCUGUUAAAAUUAGGGCAGAUAUUGAAGUUGCAUGUUAUGGAUACGAAGGUAUAGACGCUGUCAAAGAGGCACUUAGAGCUGGCCUAGAAUGUUCUACGGAAAUUAUGCCCAUUAAGAUAAAUCUAAUAGCUCCUCCUAGGUACGUUAUGACUACCACAACACUUGAGCGUACAGAAGGCCUUUCUGUUUUAAACCAAGCCAUGUCUGCAAUUAAAGAGCGGAUUGAGGAGAAAAGGGGAGUGUUUAACAUCCAGAUGGAGCCCAAGGUGGUCACAGAUACUGAUGAGACAGAACUGGCAAGACAACUUGAGCGCCUGGAGCGGGAAAAUGCUGAGGUUGACGGAGAUGAUGAUGCUGAUGAAAUGGAAGCAAAAACUGAGGAGUAAUUAGCUGCUGAGCACAGGACACUGAUGAGGGAAAUACACAACUCUAUUCAUAAUACAGACUCCAAAGCUAUCAAUAUUGGCCGUAUACAAAAGAUUUCAUGCAAGAGUAUUUCACUUUUCAUUUACAUAGCUUGUGACCUGGAAUUGUUCUGGUACCUUCUAUUUUUCACCAUUUCAAUAGACAUUGUUUCAAGCCAUUUACAUAGUUUACAUUGUGAUCGAGACUUGUUCCAGGCAUUUACAUGGCUUGUAAUCACCAACUAUUCUGGUACCUUUUGUUUUUCGCAGUUUCAAUAAAAAAAUGUUCCAAGCUGACUCAAUUUUUUGGGAAGCUGUAACCCACACCCCUGGUGUUAAGAUGAUGCAUUGGAGAACAAGUUGAGUGCCUGGUACAUUUACAGCAGGAAUUUUCUAAAUUGCAACACUUGAAAAUUGCUAACUAUAUUAUCACACUGGAGUUUUACAAGGAUGGGGGUUUGUGGGAGAGAGGAAAAGGCUUUUUUGAGCAAAGUUGUAUUCUGAACAUUUAACAAAAAAUAAUAAACAUUGGUAAAAUGCA